This is a messenger RNA of Oncorhynchus gorbuscha (pink salmon), 3999 nucleotides long. Its product is annotated as testis-expressed protein 45. The transcript is spliced from 10 exons. Bases 2363 to 3730 code for a protein of 455 amino acids. The record is from RefSeq and is a predicted model, not a curated record. NCBI's taxonomy places the organism in Eukaryota, Metazoa, Chordata, Actinopteri, Salmoniformes, Salmonidae.
UUGGUAUGUUUAUUUAACAGUUGUGCUUAUGUUCCACAAAAAGCACCAAGCCAACUGUUUACUUCAGCUUCUUCUUGGGGCGCAGGUUGUUUGUGUGUCCACACUUCUUCUUGCGGCAGUUGACAGCACGAGGAUGGAGGCGAGCGUAGCACCUGCAACAAGUUCAGAACUGUGCAAAAUGUAUGGCCGAGACUGGUCCAGUGGUCUAAGCCACUGCCCUAGCGCACUUUCAUUCCUCGCUAUCUGGUCUACUAAAAAUAGUUUUCCUUUGUACACAGCAACAUUACUGUAGUUGCUCUGAAAGCUGUUGCAUUUGUCACCUCAAUCGCAAAUGUGGAUGAAGGUUUUUUUUUUACUGUAAAAGGGAAACUUAAGUGUAAAGAUAGGCUUUAACCUUAAUUGUAAAAACAGUUCAUUACCACCAUUAAUGCAACUGUACUUAGCUCUACUUACUUGCGGCAGAUCAUUUUGUCACAGUUGUACUUCUGGGCCAGCUGUCUCAAAGAUGGCUCGAUAAUGCCUCCACGAAGACGCAGCACAAGAUGAAGGGUGGACUCUGGAUGGGAACAUUAUCAUAGUGGAUAGAUGCAAAGUUCACAGGUAUGUUUUCACACAGGGCUGAUGCUUAACUAAUGAGCAGCAUUACAUGUGCCCACUGUCAACUCGUAAUCGCCUACCUUUCUGGAUGUUGUAGUCUGACAAGGUGCGACCAUCCUCAAGUUGUUUGCCAGCGAAGAUUAGACGCUGUUGAUCAGGAGGAAUGCCUGAGAAUAAAAAGCAUAUUGAUUUAAUGAAAUCACUACAGCAGAAACCUAGUAUCAGUGCAAAAGCAACCUACCCUAAGUAUUUAAAACAGCUCAUUUUGUUAUACUAUAUGACGGAUCAAAUGAAACUUAGAACACCUUCCUUAUCCUGGAUCUUGGCCUUGACAUUUUCAAUAGUAUCGCUGGGCUCAACCUCAAGGGUGAUUGUUUUCCCCGUCAACGUCUUCACGAAGAUCUGCAUGUUGGCAGGCUGUUGGGAUAAAAUAUGGUGCGAGUUGAUUGCAGUAGCUAGAUACAUAUCUAUUUUGUUAUCUACUUGAAAUACUAGUUAGCUAGCCAAGUCAGCCAAUCCCCGGCACAUCGAAAUAAAAAAGUAACUCAUUAAGUAUUAGAAGAAUAGUUAGCUAUCCCAUUGACAUUUAGAAUGAGCGGCCAACAAUCUUGCUAACGUUAGCUGUGGCAAACUAACUAACUAACUAGCCAACAGCUGCGGUCAAGCGGGUGCUUCCAACAAGGCGUCUUUGCCACAUGCUGGAACUCGUUAUAUUUCAAUACUCAUAUUUAGACUUUACACGUCUCACAUAUGAUGACCCAAUGGAUAUUUAGACAGUUAUUUUAGUGGAGGGACACUAGUGUAUUUCUAUUACGCAACAAAUGCGUCUUGUAGUCAAUUUCGCAAAAAUUGUGACGGACAAAUAUAUACACCCACCAGGCCGAUAGCUGAGCCUUAACGAAAAGAGACUGUACAAGGCGGAAGUUAUAUUACAUCAUAUCCUGCAUCAUUUUUUUCUUGCACAAAUCGGUUUCAUCAAGCCUGACUCUACUAACAGUUGCAAAAUUAGAUGUAAGAUUAUAGAAAAUUGCAAUAUACUACUUACUGUAUUUACUCAAUUGUAUUCUCAAACGAACACAAUCGAUCACUAACUUGGACCAGGCGUUUAGAUAAUUUAAUUUUACUGCCACCUACUGAUGUGACUGCGUGAAUUGUUUUGAUGAGGUCAUUUCUAUUACCAUACCUGUCUCGGGUGUGCAUUAUUUUAGAAUGUAUUUAUAAGAACAAUCUAUCGUCAAUGUCUGUUUUGUAUAUUUUCUGCUAGAAAUACUGCCAGUGAUAGCCUAUGGCUAAAUGCAUGAAUGUAUCAGUGGAGGUAGAAAUGGGGAGGACAGGUUCACUGUAAUGGCUGAAAAUAUGCCACAGUGAAACAUUAACACCAUGAAAGGUUCUCCCCCAGCAAAUAUUUGCUUGUGAUUUUGGCACCAUGGCGAUAAGUUUAAAAACAAAAUCUUACUAAUUGCAUGCAUUGCAAUGCAAACAGUGUUUAUAUGUGAACGUGAGACAUGGCAAAUUGAUAUGGUAAGAUUAUCCACCAAAAUGCUAAAUUAUGCAUAAAAGACACUUGAUGCAGGGAAACGUGCAGCUACCACUAUUCAGGUGAUGCUCUUCACUUUGGAAUGGGGCUGUCAUAAUGCAUGCACAGUGAUAGGUGAAUAGGUGAAUGUCAAGUUCUAAAAAAAGAGAGAGAACCAUUUCAGGAAAGGCACAUUGAUGUAAGGAAAAAGACAACACAGGAAGAAGUAAUAACAGUCCAAGAAGUGCUAUGGCUGUAAGCACAUUGAUUCAAGCCACCUUGAUGGGAAAGGACUUCCUUCAGUCCUCACACAUUCCAUUUUGGGGCGGCGACAGUUGCAAUGGCCUUGGCGAGGCAUUUAAGACCACCUUCCAGACGGACUUCAACUCUCUUGCCACCCUACCCAAGAGAUUCGCCAUCUCUCGCCCCAUCCCUGCCCAGGUCGAGCACAAAGACCUGCGUCGGAUCAAGGAGUAUCUGACCGAAGCGGUCAAGUCAUAUACCCACCACCCACAGAUCCCCCUCUGCCGCACACCUGCUUGGGCUAAGCUGUGCACUAACUUCCAGAUGCAUAAAGACCCCAGGCAGGUCAACUUCCUCACCACCCAGGCAGAGGGCUUCCAGCAACUGGCCUCAACCCACACCAAACCCAUCCGGCCAGUCAUGGCCAUUAAGAAGAAACAGCUGGAGGAGAAGCUUCCUGUGACCACUCAUAAAGCUUCAUUCACCCCAUACAAUGUGUCGCCCAUUGUUAAGGCCAAGGUCAAACACCUAGGGCGAGAACCCACCUUUAAAUGGGACAGGGAUGGCCAACAUUUUGACUCCCACCACAACAAUGUAUUCCAGGGACAAUGGCACAGCCCACCUCAACCUGUGGAGAAGCAAAUCCACUCAUCAGUGGCAAUGGGAGACCCACAGAAGAUUCUGGAAACUAAAACCACCCAGGAUGUGUCCUUUGGACACCCUGGCAAUCCUAGUCCAGUCAAUGUGAAGGAACGUUUGAAGGUCAAUCUUGGCGAUUUCUCUGAAAACAAAUGGACAUCCACAAUGGCUGACGCGUUUCGCGAGGCCAAGUCAGCCCCUGUUCCACUGAUGCAAAUGAACAAGACUCUCAGCUCAGUCCCCAGAGGGGACACUGAUCCUGGGCGCAACCGACGGAGGAUGAUGGCCACAACCAACAGCUUUUUCUUCUCUGAGCAGAACCACAGAGAGCGGCCGGUGCAUGUCAGUGGAGCCAACGUGAGGACCAGGAGCAAUGUGGAGUUCGGCAGACCCAUUCUGGGAGGCCUGUUCUACAGCACCGCAGCCCAGGAAGACUACCCCAAGAGGGACAUAAAUCGAGCUAGGCCGCAUACCCAUCCCUCUGGCCAUGUGCUGACUGGCCAAGAGCCUGGAACAGCCUCGACUACUGUUCAAAGGGACUACCUCCCACUAAACUCCAGGAGACAGGAACUUAGCCCAAAACAACUUCAACAGAUUAAAUUCAGCCACAUCACCGCUCCCUACAAUGAGCAACACUUCACCACGACCCAUAAGGAAGCUUUUGGGCCCAAGCCUCUCUCCAGGACCUGCCCGGACAACCCACCUAGACAACACAUUAGCCACAUGCCUUUCUAAAGAGACCAAAGAGCUGCCUUAUCAAAACUUGCUUUCACAAAUAAAGCAUUUACUCUAUAUAUUUAAGGGACAUUUUGGGGAUAUGCAAGGGAAAAGCUCUGGUGCAAAACAAUUGCAAACUUUUUGUUUGAAGAGAUAGGCCUACUCCUCUGAAAUGUAUGCUUUAUUCAAUGUUAUGUUUGUUUAUUGAGCAAAUGGCCAGGUGAUAUGGAGCAACUGCUUACCUCUAUUGACUAAACAUGUACAUUUGACUGCCUACACAUGAUCCA